Panicum hallii is the source of this 1326-nucleotide messenger RNA. Its product is annotated as chitin elicitor-binding protein. Bases 1 to 1113 code for a protein of 370 amino acids. The record is from RefSeq and is a predicted model, not a curated record. Lineage: Eukaryota; Viridiplantae; Streptophyta; Magnoliopsida; Poales; Poaceae. The transcript has 4 exons.
AUGCCGCCGCUCCCCGCUUCCUCCCCCAUCCUGCUCUGCUGCCUCCUCCUCACCGCUGCGCUGUGCCCCGCGGCGCGGGCGGCGCGGUUCGCGUGCAACGCCACGGCGCCGCGGGCCUCCACGUGCCAGGCGCUCAUCUCCUACGCGCCGCCCAACGGCACGGCCACGGCCACGCUCGCCGCCGUGCGCGCGCUCUUCCAGCUCCGCUCCCACCGCGCUCUGUUGGCGGCUAACGGCCUCCCGCUCUCCACGCCGCCCACGGCGCCCGCGCCCACGCCGCUGCGGGUGCGCCUGCCCUGCCUCUGCUCGGGCGGCGCCGGGGCCACGUUCCAGCGGCCCACCUACCGGGUCCGCGCCGGGGACACGCUCGACGCCAUCGCGCGCGGAGCCUUCGCGGGCCUCGUCACCUACCAGGACAUCGCCGCCGCCAACAACGUCUCCGACCCCAACAAGGUCGCCGUCGGCCAGCAGCUCUGGAUCCCCGUGCCCUGCAGCUGCGACCCCGUCGGCGGCCAGCCUGUCGUGCACCUCACGUACGUCGCGCCGGCCGGGAGCUCCGUCGCUGGCAUCGCGCAGGAGUUCGGCUCCGCGGAGGAGACCAUUCUCGCCGUGAACAAGAUGCCCGACGCCAAGGGCCUUCUCGCCGGCCAGGUUCUUGAUGUGCCGCUCCGAACUUGUGGUUCUGCCAUUAGCAACACAGCCAUUGACCGCAACCUUCUUGUCCCAAAUGGAAGCUACAUCCUCACCGCUAACAACUGUGUCAUGUGUGGCUGCAGCUCCAGCACAUGGCAGUUGGACUGCCAGGCAGCACAGGGAUUAAGCUCGUCGUUCUGCCCUGCCGCCAAGUGCGGGGACAUGUUCCUCGGCAACACGUCCUCCACUUCAUCCUGUGAGAGCAGGACGUGUUCCUACGCUGGGUACACCAACAGCACAUCUUUCGCCAUCCUCACCAACAUCACCACCAGCAACACGUGCAACGCUGGGAUGGCUCCAAUGGCGCAGCCGGCUCACUCCUCGGCAUUCCGGUUGGAGCCGGCGUGGUUGAGAUGGACGGAGCUGGUCGUCUCUCUUCACGUCGUCUUGCUCUGUCUAGGUUAUCUGCGCCAAGACUGAAUGUUGCUGUCAUCUGUAUUUUGUUAGACUCUGGGCCUCUGAUUCCUAGUUUGAUGUUGUGAGUAAUGUGGUGCAGUGCUUGCGAGACUUUGACCUGUACCUGGUUGGAUCUGCAAGUGCAAACGCAAGGGGAACACUUUGUUUUGCGUUAGAAGGUAGAUCAGGAAACAAUUGUACUUUGUCAACCUUUUGCAAAGAUACUUUCUGUGGUUA